GUUCGAAAGUCUAUUCCUCCUUCACUCAAUCGAAACCAAAAACGCCAUUUCCGUUUCUAAUUUUCUUCACACAAACAGAGAGAGAGAAAGAGAGAGAGAGAGAUUACGUUUUCCAAUAUUCCUUACCAUCAUUCAUCAUGAAGAGAGAGAGAGAUCUCGAGAGCAUAACAACCAUGGCGAACUGCUUGAUGUUACUUUCUCGUAACACUGCGGCAGAUCAUUUCGAAUCCUCGUCUACUAAUUCAUCUUCUCCGAAUCGUGUUUUUGAGUGCAAGACUUGCAAUCGGCAGUUUUCGUCGUUUCAGGCGCUUGGAGGACAUCGUGCUAGUCACAAGAAGCCGCGGAUUGUUGGAGGAGAUGGCGGAAACUCCGAUGGAUCUUCAUCGCAAGGUUCUCCGACUAAGCCGAAGACGCACGAGUGUAGUAUUUGUGGAUUAGAGUUUGCGAUUGGUCAAGCGCUUGGAGGACAUAUGAGAAGACAUAGAGCAACAACGCUGUUGAACGAUGCUCGAUUACUUACUAAUCAUCCUAGAAGAUCAUUAUCUCCUCCUCCGCCGAAACCGCCUGUGGUGAAGAAGAGCAACGGCGGUGGGAGAAUUCUGUGUUUGGAUCUGAAUUUGACUCCGUCUGAGAAUGAUAGUAGGUUUCUGCAGCUUGGAAAGAGUGUUUCCAUGGUUGAUUGUUUCUUUUGAUCCAUUCUAGAGUACAUAUUCAAACAGAUCUCGAAACAGGAUGAAUAUGAGUUUUUGUUUUCCUUUUCUCUUUUUUGAUACUGUAAUCUUCAUCUCUUUGUUCGUUUACAAUAUAUAUGAUAUACAGUAUAUAUGAUUUUCAUAUAGUUCAA
Cucumis melo (muskmelon) is the source of this 844-nucleotide messenger RNA. Its product is annotated as zinc finger protein ZAT12-like. NCBI's taxonomy places the organism in Eukaryota, Viridiplantae, Streptophyta, Magnoliopsida, Cucurbitales, Cucurbitaceae. The coding region runs from base 138 to 692 and encodes 184 amino acids. The transcript has a single exon. Gene Ontology annotation, biological process: response to chitin; response to stress. The record is from RefSeq and is a predicted model, not a curated record.